AUAUUGCAUCGGGCAUUGAAAAUAAAAUAUCGCAUGUUGCAAACAAGUAUUAUUUUAAUGAUUGUUUUAUUUAUGAUACUAUAAAUAAAAUAAUUUGACCGGUAAAUUGUGAUAAUUAUGUUUUUAUUAAUUAUUAGUAGUAUAUUAAUUAUUUUAAUAUCUUGGUUAUUAUGGACAAUACGGAGUCGAAUAAAUACUCGUGAUAAAAAAAGAGUGUGUAUUGUUGUAUUGGGUGAUAUUGGACGCAGUCCACGAAUGCAAUAUCAUGCAUUAUCAUUUAUGAAUGAAGGAUAUUUCGUUGACAUCAUAGGAUAUUUUGGUUCUGAACCACUAGAAGAAUUGAAAAAUAACGAUAAUGUCAAUAUUCAUUACUUAACACAUGUACCAGACUGGAAUAAUCGUAUGCCGAGAUUAUUGUCAUAUAUUAUUAAAACAUUAUGGCAAGCUAAUGAUCUAGUGAGAAUAUUAUUUACUAAAAUCCAAUCGAGUUAUUUAAUGGUACAAAAUCCACCUGCUGUUCCAACUAUUCCAAUAUGCUGGUCUUAUUGUCGUAUGUUUAAAACACAAUUUAUUAUCGAUUGGCAUAAUUAUGCGUACUCGAUAAUGGCAUUAACAAUUGGAAGAGAUCAUCUACUUGUUAAAAUAACUAUGUUUAUUGAAUCAUUUUUUGGUAAACGUGCUGAUAAAAAUUUCUGCGUUACCAAUGCUAUGAAAAGUGAUUUAAACGAAAGAUGGAGUAUAGAGGCUACAGUUUUGUAUGACAGACCACCGUUGGCAUUUAAACCAAUUGAUAUAUCUGAGAAACAUUCCUUACUAACUAGAUUAAGUAAAACUUAUGAAGAGUUUGGAAAUGGUGAAGAAGAUUCAUCUGCUUUAACAGAAUGUUUACCUAAUGGUGAAAUUCAACUUAGAAAUAAACGACCAGCAUUAAUUGUAUCCAGUACAAGUUGGACUGAAGAUGAAGAUUUUUCAGUGUUACUUACUGCUUUGAAAGAAUAUGAAUUGGCUUGCUGCAGUGAAAGUUCCAUGUUACCAAAUUUAAUUUGUGCUAUUACUGGAAAAGGUCCUUUAAAAGAUUUUUGGACAGCUAUCAUAAAAUUUAAAAAAUGGAAACACGUUAAAAUUGUCACUCCUUGGUUAACAAAUGAAGAUUAUCCAAAAUUAUUAGCAAGCGCAGACUUAGGAAUAUGUCUUCAUACAUCAACAAGUGGACUAGAUUUACCAAUGAAAGUUGUUGAUAUGUUUGGAUGUGGACUACCAGUCUGUGCAUAUAAUUUCAAAUGUCUCAGUGAACUUGUAAGGCAUGAAGAAAAUAGUUUAGUGUUUUCAAAUGAUCAAGAAUUAUCAAGUCAAUUGAGAACAUGGUUUUACAAUUUUCCAAAUAAUCAACAACAAAUUGAGAAAAAUCAAAGAUUUCGUCAGGAAUUAGACAAUUUUCAAAAACUUCGAUGGACUGGUAAUUGGAGAGAUGUAGUGUUUCUCAACGUCCGCCCGAUAAUAGGUAUAGUAGCACAAGAAACUAGUUAUCAUAUGCGAAAUGUUUAUGAUAAUCAGUAUAGCAGCUAUAUAGCGGCGUCAUAUGUUAAACACAUAGAAAGUGCUGGUGCUCGUGUUGUACCUAUAAGGAUUGGACAACGUGAGUCAUAUUAUGAAAAUAUAAUGAAUAAAAUAAACGGAGUCCUUUUUCCUGGAGGCUCGACUUUUUUCAACACAACUAAUGGUUAUGCUGAUACCGUCCGAAAAAUCUAUUGGAUUGCAGUUCGUAUGAAUGAACAAGAAGAUUAUUUUCCACUGUGGGGAACUUGUUUGGGUUUUGAAGCGAUGACGUACAUUGCGGCAGGUGACGUUGACGUACGAGUGUCAUGCAAAGGAGUAAAUAACGUAGCUUUACGUCUAAAUUUUACAAAAAAUUAUUCUAAAAGUAGAUUAUUUAAAAACGCACCGGAAGACAUCAUUGAUAUCUUAAAAACUCAAGCAGUAACUGCAAAUUUUCAUAAAUUUUGUGUUACGAAAGAAGGUUUAGAAAAGGUUAACCUGUCAAAUACAUAUCGAGUAAUGACUGUGAACUAUGACGAUAAUGGGUUAACGUAUAUUUCAACAAUGGAGCAUUUUAACAUGCCAUUCUAUGGUACACAAUUUCAUCCAGAGAAAAAUAGUUUUGAGUGGGCUAAUCGAUUAAGAGGAAUACCUCACAGCAGCAAUGCUAUAAAAGCUGGUCAAUAUUUCGCAAAUUUCUUUGUCGAUGAAGCUCGUAAAAAUAAUCAUUCAUUUGAAUCAAGGGAGGAAGAGAUUGCACAUUUAAUUUAUAAUUAUCCUAUAACAUACACUGGCCCAACGAAUUCAUCAUUUGAACAAUGUUAUUUAUUCGAUGAUACUUUAUAAGAAAUAAUUUUAUACUCAACUAUUUAACAUAAAAUUAACCGAUAUUCAAUCAAUAAAUAUUAUUGAUUCCAUCAAUAUCAUCGAGAAAUAAUUAAACUUUUAAAUAUGAAUUAGGAUAAUACUUAUAUUAGAUGGUUUUUAUUGAUUUUAUUUAUUAGAAAAAACGUAAUAUUUAUUAUAAUUUAUUUGGUGUAAAUUUAGUUACGGUUAUGAUAUAAUUUAUGACAGUUCUUAUAUUACAUUGGAAUAUAAUAUUUGUUGUAAGGUUUGUGUCGAAAUGUUAACUAUUUUUCAAAUAGAAUCAUUUUUAUACCACAAGUACCAUGACUUCGAUUUUUAUCAUAAAACAAAUAUGUAAUCCUUAAAUUAUGAUACUAUUAAUCAAUUAAUUCCAAAUUUAUGUGGUAGCAGAGUAUAAUAAUAAGUAGGGGAGGGAGAGAGGGGGCACAGUGGGCCCCUUAAGGAAAAUAAUUAUAAUAUCAUUAAUUUUUUUUACGCGUUUACUUCUUUUUAGACCCUUGAUCCUUAUUUUCACUUCAUUAUGCUGCGUCCAUUAAAAAUGAAAAAUCGAAAAUUAGGGGCAGAGUGGGCCCUCCAAAAAAUUUCGGAUUUGAUAUUAAAACGACGAUUAAAACAAUGGAGAAGAUAACAAUCAAAGAAAAGGGAAAAGGAAAAAGCAAAUCAAAACAAUCGGUGGAUGAUACGGCUUGUAUUUUUUGUGGCAAAUUAUACCCAGAAUCUUUAGAGCCAUGGAUUCAAUGUGGCCAACGUAAAAAUUGGGCCCAUGAUUCAUGUGUCGGUGUUCACAUAACAAAGUUGUGCGAAGCUACACGUGUGAUAUUUGCAAAUAACUAUAAAACAAUUGUAUUUUAAUAUUAUAAAAAAUCAUUUCAAUAGACUGCUGCGAUAUAACUUUAAAACGUAAUUUAAUUAUCUUUAACUUUCUUAAUAAAUUAUAUUUAAUGAACAGUUUUGAUAGUUUAUUUUAGCUCUCAUUACAUAAGAAAUUUCGAUAAGCUUAUUAUCCGUCCGAAUUUAUUGAUGUAUAGAAAAUUGUACAGGGCCCACUCUGUCUCCCCCCUCCCCCUUCCCCUGCGAUGGACAGUGUGGCUCAAUAAGUUAUAGAUAAAAUUGAACGGAAUAUAAGUAUAGGGCCGAAUAGCUCAACUUGUAGAGCACUCGGCAACAGUCAAAGACGGUUUUCAAUAGUUUUUUUUUUCUGUCAAUCACAAGAUUAAAAAUUACUGAGUUCAACUCAUAAACAAAAUAAUUUAUAAUUAAAGUGAUUUCAAAUUUAAAUAGCCUUCAGCUUAUCACUAAAGUAUAUGCGAAAGCACAC
This is a messenger RNA of Microplitis mediator, 3721 nucleotides long. Its product is annotated as chitobiosyldiphosphodolichol beta-mannosyltransferase-like. Gene Ontology annotation, cellular component: endoplasmic reticulum. Lineage: Eukaryota; Metazoa; Arthropoda; Insecta; Hymenoptera; Braconidae. Gene Ontology annotation, molecular function: omega peptidase activity; mannosyltransferase activity. Bases 118 to 2382 code for a protein of 754 amino acids. The transcript is spliced from 14 exons. The record is from RefSeq and is a predicted model, not a curated record.